GGGGUCCGUAGUGGACUGGGUUUCCUCAGGUGUUUGUCUCCAGUCAUGGCCGGGAGCUCAGAGAAAGUACCGAUCGCCUCAGCGGGACCGGAGGACCUGCAGCAGUUUAUGCCUCCGGCCUACUCCGCGGUGGCCGUGAAACCCACCGCCACCGGCCGCCUCCUUAAGGCCGGGAUCGCGGUGCUCAUCGCCGGGGCCCUGCUGCUGCUGCUGGGGGCCGUGGGAGCCUUCUACUUCUGGAACAACAAUGAAAAACACGUCUACAAUGUCCACUACAGCAUGAGCAUCAAUGGCAAAGUGGAGGAGGGUACAAUGGAGAUCGACUCGGCUAAUAACAUGGAGAAAUUCAGCACCGGCAGUGGGGCUGAUGAGGCUGUGGAAGUCCACGACUUUGAGAUUGGGAUCACCGGGAUCCGUUUUGCAGGAGGAGAGAAGUGUUACAUCAAGACCCAGGUGAAGGCUCGUCUGCCGGACGUGGAGGCUCUCAACAAGGACUCCUUGACCUUUGACCUGGAAGACGAGGUGAUGCCAGCCAAGUUUGAGGACGAUCUGAUCUGGGUGGCAGCUGACACUCCUCUCUCGGACUCUGCCUUCCUCAGCAACAGGAUUAAAGACUUGUGUGGAGACCUGCCAAUCUUCUGGCUCCGCCCCACCUACUCCACCAGCGGACAGAGGAAGAGGAGGGACGCCCCCCGCCAGCGCCGCCAGGCACCCGGGGUCGACGAAGAAGAGGACAUCGAGGCCGAAUUCAACCCAGAGAACCCCUAUCAGAGAGGUCUCGAGGGGGAGCAGGGCAACAUGAACAUUGACCCCAUGCUGGACCACCAGGGUGUGUGCUGCGCUGAGUGUCGUCGCCAGUACACCCACUGCAUGAGGGUCUGCGAGCCGUUGGGCGGCUAUCACCCAUGGCCGUACAACUACCGAGGCUGCAGGGUAGUCUGCAGGGUUAUCAUGCCCUGCAACUGGUGGGUAGCACGUAUCCUGGGUCUUGUUUAAACCCCCCUGGAGUCCUGGUGGGGAUGGAAAAGGGAAGGAUGGGGCUUGUUUUCCAAAGACAGGGGAGGAGAGGGGAAGGGAAGGGAAGGGGGAAGUUUAGGAAAGGGAAAUAGUGGCUUCUUAUUCUCAUCUACUGAAGAUAGAUGUUAGUCUGAGUAUAUUCCUAUGACUAACAGAGGGCAGGAUAAGCAUCAGUAACUGUGUUCACACAACAUACAUGCAUGAAUCUAGGACACGCAUGAUCUGACAUGUAAAGGUGCGCAGAGCCUGCUCACUGCACAGCUUGUCUUAUUAAAAAAACAUAACAGCUAUGGAUUUAGGUCCCUCUGAACUACUGCACAACACGCCGACAGAGAACAGAUACGAAACACCCGACAGCCAUGUUUCCGGUUAAACGCGUUGACAUCUGCUGACACCAGGAUCUCAUUUAAAUACGUACAAUACCACCGAUGUAUCUGUAGGGAAAGCAGGUAAGCUUGUAUUUAUGGAGCUGAUAAUCUAUCCUUUUAUUUCUUUGCUUUUUCUUGUAAAUAAGUGUACUGUACAGGGUGCAAAACAUUUCAGCUGCAAAGCAUUUCUGCUGGCUCAAAUAGCAUCUGCUGUGGGUUCAUUACUCUAGUGAAAAAUAUGACUCCUGUGUUUUGAACGCUUUCUCUUUGCUAUUUUGUGUUUAUGAGUAGCUCUCAUUAAAAUGAUGUACUGUACGCUUUCUCUCAAACUUUCUAAAUGUACUUUUAACGGCGAUCUCCAAGUGCAAUAUCACUGAAUAAACUUUUUAAGUAAA
This is a messenger RNA of Sphaeramia orbicularis (orbiculate cardinalfish), 1780 nucleotides long. Its product is annotated as leukocyte cell-derived chemotaxin 1. The transcript has 7 exons. The record is from RefSeq and is a predicted model, not a curated record. The coding region runs from base 46 to 996 and encodes 316 amino acids. Lineage: Eukaryota; Metazoa; Chordata; Actinopteri; Kurtiformes; Apogonidae. Gene Ontology annotation, biological process: negative regulation of angiogenesis; negative regulation of endothelial cell proliferation.